Molecule: messenger RNA, 759 nt
Organism: Lachnellula hyalina
Lineage: Eukaryota; Fungi; Ascomycota; Leotiomycetes; Helotiales; Lachnaceae
Exons: 3
Coding region: 1-759 (252 amino acids)
Molecular function (GO): protein dimerization activity
Source: RefSeq, a predicted model, not a curated record
AUGGAGCCUGUUAUUAAGCAAAAUUAUCUUUCAAUGCCAGAGAGCAAGGCAGUCGAGGUUCCAAGCUGGAGGUAUGACUGGACUGGCUCUCUUCCCCCGCCUGAAAUGCCAAUUUGGCAAUAUACUACGGCAGCUUUGGACCAACACGAGGCCUCUGUGCCAUUUUACGGUCACAGUCCACCUAUCUCUUCUUUUUUGCAUGGCCAUUCUCCAUAUUCAUCGACGUUUCCAAGUCCAGGUCAUCAAGUGUUUCAUGGAGAUGCAGGGUAUCCGCGUCCAGUAUUCGAACAACGUGUUCAUGUCUCGAAUGAAUCACCUCAGAACAGUCCCGCGGAGCCCUCUGAAAUCACCGACAUUGAUGAGAUGAUAGAGGACGAGGAUUCCGAUAAUUACUCGUGGGAGCCAAAAUCAUCAGCAAGUGCUUCGAGUGCCUCGAGCAAAUCCCGCCUCAAAAGAACACAAUUGAAUAAACAAUCUUUGAAAAAUGCAAAACGAGCACACACUGUCGUUGAAAAGAACUACCGAGAAAGACUAAACGACAAAAUCACAGACUUGGCAAUUUAUCUCUUUGAGACAUCUUCGGAUUCCCGCACCAAGCCUUCGAAGUCUCUUGUCAUGACUCGCGCUAAGGAACGGCUGAAACAGCUCGAAGCAAGAAAUAAGGUUCUGGAAGGGGAGGUUGUCAAGCUGCGGCAGCAUAUUGCGAUUUUAGACCACAUUGUCGCUUCGAAGGGAGGAACGGUUCCACCACAGUCCUAA